AGAAUAGAGAGGGAAGAGACAUUUAAGAAACUUAUAAAGAAAAAAAAAAAAGAAGAAGUAUUGAUGGAGUUCGAGGCUCUGGAUUGGUUCGUCUGACUUGUUUUUCUAUCUGGAACUUGGAAAAGCCUGUAAGAUUUGGUGGCCGAACUGAGGACAUGGAUUUUUCAGAGUCUACACGAGUUGUUUUCAACAGAAUCCAGAAACUAGAACCAGAUAAUGUUUCUAAGAUUAUUGGGUAUCUACUGCUUCAAGAUCAUGGGGACCGGGAGAUGAUACGGUUGGCUUUUGGUCCUGACAGUUUGAUUCAUUCCUUAAUCAAUAAGGCAAAAGCUGAACUUGGACCAGCUUUACUCUCGCCUGGUUCUAUGAAUCCAACACCCAUUUCAGAUCUGCCCCUGCAGUUCACUCCCUUUUCACCAGCUUCUUCACGACCGUUCUCAUCGCCGGCCACAUUUAGGGUUGCUGCUCCUUAUUGGGAACCACAGGUCACAACUGACCAGCAAGGAGUACAAAACAUGGACUUUAUUCCACCUACAUAUGGGGAUUCUCUCUCUGAUGAAUAUCUCCACAAUCAAGCUCAGUUUUUGAGCUUGGAGGAUCAGUUAGAAGCUGUUAACAACGUGGCACCAGAUUUUUCAAGCAAUUAUUAUUAUCCUGAACCCUCAUUGGGCACUCUAAGUGCAAGAACCAGUCGGAGAUCUCCAAGCCUUCCUGAAUUCCCGGUGAAGGCUUGCCACUACUUCAACAAAGGGUUUUGUAAGCAUGGAACCAACUGUAGGUAUUUCCAUGGCCAAUCCUUUUCAGAUAGCUUCUCUCAGAUCUUCAGCUCAAAUCCGAAUGAGCUGGUUAAUGAUGAUCAUAUGUUCACACCGGGUUCGCUUGAGAAAUUAGAGUUGGAGCUUACAGAGCUCUUGAAAUCCAGACGGGGCGUCCCUGUAUCGAUUGCUUCUCUUCCAAUGAUGUAUUAUGAAAAGUAUGGGAGGACCCUACAGGCAGAGGGUUACCUCACAGAGAGUCAAAGGCAUGGGAAGGCUGGUUACAGUUUGACAAAGCUUCUUGCGCGAUUGAAGGAUAGCAUUCGACUUAUUGACAGACCUCAUGGGCAGCACUCGGUGGUCUUGGCUGAAGACGCCCCGAGAUACAUGGAGUAUAGGGGUGAGAGAAGUGAUCCAGGUGUAAUUGUUGCAGGGUCUCGACAGAUUUAUCUGACGUUUCCCGCUGAGAGCACUUUUACUGAGGAAGAUGUUUCCAACUAUUUUAAGAGCUUUGGGCCUGUUCAAGAUGUUAGGAUUCCCUGUCAGCAGAAAAGAAUGUUCGGUUUUGUGACUUUUGUCUAUCCAGAGACCGUGAAGAUAAUUUUGACUAAGGGGAACCCCCAUUUUGUAUGCGGUGCUCGUGUUCUUGUGAAACCCUAUAGGGAAAAAUCCAGACUUGUAGACAGAAAGUAUUCUGAGAAAAUUGAUUCUCCGGCAUACUACCCAUCUCACUUCUUUGAAAUGGAUCCUGAGCUUCAGUCAAUGCCCAGAAUCUUCGGGAAUUCUAGACUGUUCAGGAAGCAGCUUAUGGAAGAGCAUGAACAAGCUCUUGAACUUGAGAGAAGGCGUCUCACUGAAUUGCAGUUGGUGGCUAAACAAUUGACUCAGCCAUAUUUUGGUUACUCCAUGGAUGAAUUGAAACUGUCAGAAGCUUCUGGAGAUCACAAAGAGUUGACUUCAGCUGAUCGGUUCAAUUACUUGCUGAAUGUUCUAAACAAUGGUUCAACUAGUGAUGACAAAGCAAGGCACACAAUCACAAAUUAUACUGAACAGGAGAGCCAAGGACUUAAUCUCCCCGAGAGUCCAUUUGCAUCUGCAAUACCAAGCAGUAUUUCUACAGUGAUAUAGAUUCAGAAACAGAGACAAGAUAUAGAGGUAGAGUACUGGAUUUCGAGUCUAACGCUUCGAAUGCAAUACAAUAGCCCCCCCCCCCCCUUCCCCCACAUGUAAAAAAGUUUCCCAACCAAAACUCCAUUUUAGUUUUUUCCUUUUACCCUCCCUCCCUGCAUUCAUCUCAAGCAUAGCCAUCAAGUACUGUACGAGUUCAUACUGAGGAAGAAAGUCAGAAAGAUCGAAGCUUCUUCUCCCUGAUACAAUGGGGUGGAGGAGGAGGUUUCAAAUAGAGGAACCAAUCAUACAGAAAGUUAGAAAGCUACAUGUAACAAGUUUCUACACUUUUAAAAAAAAUAUAUAUAUAAUCACAGAAAGCAAGCAAAAGGUCUGGAUCUUAGAAGAGAAUGUAUCAUAGUCUGCCUUAGUGGAAGAAAAAAGCUACAGAAUAUGCAGAGUUCAGAGAAAGAAGAAAGUGUAGAAUCUCUGCAACACUUAGAAACAGAUGGAAAUAAUUUUACUUCAAACAAAGUGGUAGUAGAAUCUUUAUACCAAAAA
Telopea speciosissima is the source of this 2423-nucleotide messenger RNA. RefSeq names its product zinc finger CCCH domain-containing protein 18-like. The coding region runs from base 156 to 1883 and encodes 575 amino acids. The record is from RefSeq and is a predicted model, not a curated record. Gene Ontology annotation, molecular function: RNA binding; metal ion binding. NCBI's taxonomy places the organism in Eukaryota, Viridiplantae, Streptophyta, Magnoliopsida, Proteales, Proteaceae. The transcript has 8 exons.